CCACCUGCCGCUCACCAACCCCUCUUUUGCAGAUCGCCUCUCCUUUGUCUAUUCCAAUUCCUCGUUCCUCUCUCCAGCUUCAUAUAUUCUCAAAGCAUUGUCCCGAUCAUCAUCCCACUCUCAUGCCCUCCCGAUAACGGCCGCAAACAAACGGCAGCACGCCAUGGGGUCCCUCGUGCUCCUCCGAGGAGCCCGCUUCCACCUUUCCUCGCCCUUCCGACCUCAAUUUCAAUGCCAAUCACCUCUCUUCAGAAUGGCAUCCUCCCGCUCCUUCUCCUCGUACCUGGUCACGCCUGCUGAGCUAUCAGAAGCGCUGAAAAAGAACUCACCAAGCAAGAUCUCGACAGCUCCGAAGACCGUUCCCCUCUGCGCAAGCUGGUUCCUCCCCAACGACGGCCGCAAUGGCCUGCAGACCUUCCGCGAGAAACGCAUCCCGAAUGCCCGCUUCUUCGACCUCGAUAAGGUGUGUGACAAGCGCUCGCCGUACCCGCACAUGCUUCCCUCCGCUUCCGACUUCGCAAAAGCUAUGUCUGCGUUAGGGAUCAAGAGGGAUGAUACGGUGGUGGUUUAUGACUCAUUGGAGCUUGGGAUCUUCAGCGCGCCGAGGGUAGGAUGGACAUUGAAGGCGUUUGGACAUGAUUCUGUACAUGUGCUGAACAACUUUAAGCUGUGGGUGGAGGAGGGGUUUCCUACGGAGAGUGGAGAGUUCUGGGAUGUGAAUACCUGCGUCUACCCGAUUCCUCAGUUUGAUGCUAGCAAGAUUAUUGAUUUCGAGGAGGUAAGAGAGGUGGCGAAGGAUCACAAUAAGGAGGGUGCGGAGGGAGUGCAGAUUCUGGAUGCGAGGUCGAAGGGAAGGUGGGCGGGGAAGGAUCCGGAGCCUCGAGAAGGUUUGAGCAGUGGGCAUAUGCCGGGAAGUAUAUCGGUGCCGGUUUCUGAUCUGUUGGAUCCGGUCAAGAAGACUAUUUUGCCAGGUUACCAGCUAAGGAAGGUUUUCGAGACCAAGGGCAUUGAUCCCGAGAGGCCGAUCAUCAACAGCUGUGGGACGGGUGUUACGGCUGCGGUUAUCGAUGCUGCGUUGACGGAGGCUGUUUAUGGUGAUGAGACUAAGCGGAGAUUAUAUGAUGGCAGUUGGACGGAAUGGGCACAGCGAGUUAAGCCUUCGGACAACCUGAUUGUCAAAGAGGUAUAAUGAUGGUGGAAAUGAUUCGAUGCAUUUCAGCGUUCUGCAUGUGACGGAUACCCUAGCUCUCUUUUCCUCAAUACCUGUAUAUGAUGGUAUCUGCACACGAUUCAAUGCACAUAUGGUUUCCCAAAUCAUCAGAAUUUCUGUCUCUUGC
Molecule: messenger RNA, 1337 nt
Organism: Hyaloscypha bicolor E
Lineage: Eukaryota; Fungi; Ascomycota; Leotiomycetes; Helotiales; Hyaloscyphaceae
Product: putative thiosulfate sulfurtransferase TUM1
Exons: 2
Coding region: 254-1189 (311 amino acids)
Biological process (GO): transsulfuration
Cellular component (GO): mitochondrion
Molecular function (GO): thiosulfate-cyanide sulfurtransferase activity
Source: RefSeq, a predicted model, not a curated record